Molecule: messenger RNA, 2337 nt
Organism: Phasianus colchicus (ring-necked pheasant)
Lineage: Eukaryota; Metazoa; Chordata; Aves; Galliformes; Phasianidae
Source: RefSeq, a predicted model, not a curated record
GUAUGGGGUGGUUAUGGGGUGCCCCUCACCGCCCCCUAUGUUUGGGGUGCUGUUGUGGGGUUUUGUUUGCGAUCCCACAUUUGUGGGGUUUCCCCGCAGGAACUCGGAGUCGGUGACGUAUUUCUGGCAGAACUGGAACAUCCCCGUGCACAAGUGGUGCCUCAGGCACUUCUACAAGCCGAUGCUGAAGCGCGGUGUGAGCAAAUGGACGGCGCAGACCGCCGUGUUUCUGGCCUCCGCCUUCUUCCACGAGUAUUUGGUCAGCGUGCCGCUGAAGAUGUUCCGGCUCUGGGCCUUCAUGGGGAUGGCAGCGCAGGUACGGAAAUUUGCGUCCAUAUUACGGCCCUAUAACGGCCCCAUAGUGACCCUAUAAUGACCCCAUAGUGGCCCUAUAAUGGCCCCAUAUUGACCCUACAGCAGCCCUAUAACGGCCCCAUAAUGGCACCAUAGUGAACCCAUUCUGGCCCUAUAAUGGCCCCAUUGAGUCCCCAUGAUGGUCCUAUAAUGGCCCCAUAAUGACCCCUAAUGGCCCCAUAGUGGCCGUAUGAUGGCCCCAUAGUGACCCCAUAAUGACCCUAUAAUGGCCCUAUAAUGACCUUACAAUGGCCCCAUAGUGGCCCUAUAAUGGCCCUAUAACGACCCCGUAAUAUCCCUAUAAUGGCCCUAUAACGGCCCCAUAAUGAUCCUAUAAUGGACCCAUUGUGUCCCCAUAUUGACCCCAUAAUGACUCCAUAGUGGUCCUAUAAUGGCCCCAUAUUGACCCUACAACGGCCCUAUAACGGCCCCAUAAUGGCACCAUAGUGACCCCAUUCUGGCCCCAUUGUGUCCCCAUAAUGACCCUAUAAUGACCCUACUGUGUCCCAAUAAUGACCCCAUAAUGACCCCAUUGUGUCCCCAUAACAGCUUCAUUCUGGCCCUAUAAUGGUCCCAUUGAGUCCCCAUGAUGGUCCUAUAAUGGCCCCAUAAUGACCCUGUAAUGACCCCAUAAUGGCCCUAUCAUGGCCCCAUUGUGUCCCCAUAAUGUCCCCAUAAUGACCUCAUAAUGGCUCCAUAGCGGCCCCAUAAUGACCCUACAAUGGCCCCAUAGUGACCCCAUAAUGACCCUAUAAUGGCCCCAUAAUGAACUUACAAUGGCCCCAUAGUGGCCCUAUAAUGGCCCUAUAACGACCCCAUAAUAUCCCUAUAAUGGCCCCAUAACGGCCCCAUAAUGGCCCCAUUCUGGCCCCACUGUGUCCCCAUAACAGCUUCAUUGUGUCCCCAUAAUGACCCCAUUGUGUCCCCAUAACAGCUUCAUUCUGACCCCAUUAUGGCCCCAUUGAGUCCCCAUAAUGGUCCCAUAAUGGUCCCAUAAUAUCCCUAUAAUGGCCCCGUAGUGGCCCUAUAAUGGCCCCAUAGUGACCCUAUAAUAUCCCUAUAAUGGCCCUAUAACGGCCCUAUAAUGGCCCCAUAAUCGCGCCAUUGUGGCCCUAUAAUGGCCCUAUAAUGGCCCCAUAGUGGCCCUAUAACGGCCCCAUAAUGGCCCCAUCGUGUCCCCAUAAUGACCCCAUAAUGGCCUCAUUCUGUCCCCGUUGUGUCCCCAUAACAGCUUCAUUCUGGCCCCAUAACGACCCCAUUGAGCCCCCUUAAUGGCCCCAUAAUGGCCCCAUAAUCGCGCCAUUGUGGCCCUAUAAUGGCCCUAUAAUGGCCCUAUAGUGGCCCCAUAAUGACCCUAUAGUGGCCCUAUAACGGCCCUAUAAUGACCCCAUAGUCACCCCAUUGUGUCCCCAUUGUGUCCCCAUAGUCCCCAUAACAGCCCCAUUGUGGCCCCAUAGUGGCCCCAUAACGCCCCCUUUGUGUCCCCAUAACGGCCCCAUUGUGUCCCCAUUGUGUCCCCAUAACAGCUUCAUUCUGGCCCUAUAAAGGCCCCAUUGAGUCCCCACUGUGUCCCCAUUACGGCUUCAUUCUGGCCCUAUAAUGGCCCCACUGAGUCCCCAUAAUAACCCUAUAAUGGCCCCAUCAUGGCCAUAUAAUGGCCCUAUAAUGGCCCCAUUGUGUCCCUAUUGUGUUCCCAUAAUGUCCCCAUAACUGCCCCAUUCUGGCCCCAUAACGGCCCCAUUGUGUCCCCAUUCUGGCCCCAUCCUGGCCCCAUUCUGUCCCCAUAGUGUCCCCAUAACGGCUUCAUCCUGGCCCUAUAACGGCGCCAUUGUGUCCCCAUUGUGUUCCCAUAAUGACCCCAUAGUGGCCCCAUAAUGGCCCCACUGUGUUCCCAUAACGGCCCCAGUGUUUCCAAUCUGUCCCCAUUCUGUCCCCAUAAUGUCCCCACUGUGUCCCCAUAAUGGCCCCAUAACAGCCCCGUUG